UAAUUUCUUCGAACUGGCAUUACUCCAAACUCAUCUCAAUCGUAAACAACGCAGAACUUUUCAGCACCACAGUUUUACCAUACGUUAGCAAAGACGUGUCUCGCGCCACACGUGUAAUAUUGCGACGAUGGACAGCAAUCAGGAGUGUGAGAAUUUUUCCGAUACAUUAGGACGGGAUUAUUUCGAUUUCUAUGAGUACACCGAUCGUCUAUUUUACGAAUAUAAACACCGAGAGCCAUCGAUCGAUUCGUGCAGUGAUAAAUCAAGCAUUGGAUCAACAGUGGAAAGCGGUAGCAACUAUCUAGUGGAAGAUGCGCGAAAGUCCAAUCUUGACACUUCCAAACAACCGCGUGAAAUACAACGUAAAAAAAAUGACAAGCGAGGCAAGGCACGCAGGAUGCAGCAGUUCCGCAAGUGGUUACUGCCGAAGAAUGCGAUCUCAACACUGAACGAACUGCGGGCUCCAACCAUACCCGAUAUGGCCGUCUAUCCGUGCGGUCCAAAAAUGAAGGCGGAAGUUGUGGUCGACAACGUCAAGUACGAGGCAAUCGAGCGGAACAAGAACCUAGCAAAGGCAACAGCUUCCGAGCGAGCGUUGCGCGGUCUGGUCGUUGAACAGGUUGCCAAGCAAAACGAACACACUAACUUGGAGAGCCUGCCGAUCGAGCGUGUGGCACCGUUUGCUAUCCAUAAACUUUUCACCGAAUGGGAAGUGCCAGGAUUCAAUGCAGGAAGAGCACAGGAAAUGGCAAACAUGAAGCAAUUGAAACCGGAAGCAGCGGCAACGGUUGAUCAGCGGAUCAAUAUGAAAAUGCCUAAAGUAACCAAAACCGUUUCCGAUCUGCCACCGAACGCAGCCGAAUACAAUCCGGGUAUGCUGUUUUCCUACAUGCGGCCACAAGUUACGUACGAAAAUCUUGGACUAAGUGGCGAUCCGACCAAGAUGGAGUAUAUAGCAGGAAUUCGAACGGACGGUUACUAUUUCUUCGGUAGUGGCAGGUCACGGAAACUAGCCCGAAAGGCAGCUGCUAUGGAAGCGUUGUCGAAACUGUUUGGAAUAGUGUAUAAAGGGAGUGGUGAACGGUCAACGCCGGAAAAUUACUACAAACUUGACAUAUUGUGAAAUCGUUUUUAAAACGUAACGUUUUUUGCCAUUGUUCUUUUUAGCGCUCCUUGAAAACCAAUCGGCUAGUGAGAGCAUUGAAUCAAUUUGAAUAAUCCUUACUUUUCCACAUGUAAAUUUUCACUACUCUAUUGGUAAGCAAGGCAAUAUAGCUAAGCUAUGUGCCUGAAUAAAAUUAACACCCGGUAAGAGGACAACA
Anopheles funestus (African malaria mosquito) is the source of this 1322-nucleotide messenger RNA. RefSeq names its product double-stranded RNA-specific editase B2-like. The coding region runs from base 128 to 1123 and encodes 331 amino acids. NCBI's taxonomy places the organism in Eukaryota, Metazoa, Arthropoda, Insecta, Diptera, Culicidae. The transcript has 2 exons. The record is from RefSeq and is a predicted model, not a curated record.